AUGGACGAGGGAUAUGAGGAGGAGCCUGAAGUAUACGACCCAAACCUAGAUCCUGUACCCCGAAAACAAUUACAGGGUCCAACUCCCCGCUGGGCUGAAACCCUGAAUCUUUGGGGCCAAGAGCAAGGGCAACAGCCUCUUUCUGGAAUGUGUAUGGAAUUCCACGAUAUCUACGAGGGGAGUCCAGCUAACAGAUCCCUCCCUGUCAUAGCGGGCCGUAUUUCGCACCAAGCUGACCAACUGAACCAAGAUCAUGACCAGGCUAGGCACAACACCAAAGCCCUUUAA
Lactuca saligna is the source of this 288-nucleotide messenger RNA. NCBI's taxonomy places the organism in Eukaryota, Viridiplantae, Streptophyta, Magnoliopsida, Asterales, Asteraceae. The record is from the annotation of a GenBank genome assembly.